Messenger RNA from Camponotus floridanus (Florida carpenter ant), 2167 nucleotides. It is a transcript of the gene Non1, whose product is annotated as nucleolar GTP-binding protein 1. Gene Ontology annotation, biological process: ribosomal large subunit biogenesis. The coding region runs from base 1 to 1923 and encodes 640 amino acids. The record is from RefSeq and is a predicted model, not a curated record. Gene Ontology annotation, cellular component: nucleolus. Gene Ontology annotation, molecular function: GTP binding; GTPase activity; RNA binding. The transcript has 9 exons. NCBI's taxonomy places the organism in Eukaryota, Metazoa, Arthropoda, Insecta, Hymenoptera, Formicidae.
AUGGCUUUAUAUAAUUUCAAGAAGAUUGCAGUUGUUCCACCUGCGAAGGACUUUAUCGAUAUAAUUUUAUCGAAAACGCAACGCAAGACACCGACAGUUAUUCACAAGCAGUAUAAAAUUACGAGAAUACGCGCGUUUUACACGCGAAAAGUAAAAUUUACUCAGCAGAACUUUCACGAUAGAUUAUCUCAAAUAAUACAAGAAUUUCCUAAGUUGGAUGAUGUGCAUCCCUUUUAUGCUGACUUAAUGAAUGUUUUGUAUGAUAAAGAUCACUAUAAGUUAGCUCUUGGACAGAUAAAUACUGCUAGGCAUUUAAUUGACAAUGUUGCAAAAGAUUAUGUUCGUUUAUUAAAAUAUGGAGAUUCAUUAUAUCGGUGCAAGCAAUUAAAGAAAGCUGCUCUCGGCCGAAUGGCCACUAUUAUGAAAAGACAAGGAGCCAAUUUAACGUAUCUUGAACAAGUUCGCCAACAUUUAGCUCGAUUACCAAGUAUAGAUCCAUAUACGCGCACAAUAAUUAUAUGUGGUUUUCCAAAUGUUGGCAAAAGUAGUUUUAUCAAUAAAAUUACUCGAGCGGAUGUAGAGGUUCAACCAUAUGCAUUUACAACAAAAUCUUUAUAUGUGGGGCAUACAGACUAUAAAUAUUUGACAUGGCAAGUAAUAGAUACACCUGGAAUAUUGGAUCAUUCACUGGAAGAGAGAAAUGUAAUAGAAAUGCAAGCAGUGACUGCUCUUGCUCACUUGCGAGCUGCUGUGCUUUAUUUUUGUGACUUGUCCGAACAAUGUGGUCAUACUUUAGAAGAACAAGUAAAAUUAUUUGAAUCUAUAAAGCCUUUGUUUACAAAUAAGCCCCUAAUAAUAGUGCUGAACAAAACAGAUAUUGUACGUUUAAGUGAAUUAUCCCCGGAAAAGAGAGCUAUUCUAAAAUCAUUCGAGAACGAUGCAAACAUACCCAUGUUAGAAAUGAGUACCAUUACUGAUGAUGGUGUGAUGGAAGUAAAAUUAGAAGCUUGUGAACGAUUAUUAGCCUUCAGAGUCGAUCAAAAGAUUAAAACUAAAAAGGUUGAAGGACUUCUUAAUCGACUACAUAUUGCUCAACCGAAAAGAAUAAAUCCUAAUCGCGUUCCGUGUAUACCAGAAAGUGUUCUGAAGAAAAGACAGAUUGCCGCAGAGAAAGCCGAAAGAAAGCGCAAACUAGAGAGAGAGAUAGAAGAAGAAAUGGGAGACGAUUAUGUGCUCGAUCUUAAGAAGAAUUACGAUAUCGAAGGAGAUCAAAAGUAUGACAUCAUACCAGAGAUUUGGGAAGGUCAUAACAUAGCAGAUUACAUAGAUCCGGAUAUAUUCGAAAAAUUGAAUCAAUUAGAAAGAGAAGAACAAUUGAGAGAAGAGGCCGGCAUGUAUGAUUACAAAGUACCCGAAUUAUCGGAGACGAUGCGCGAGAUCAAGCAAUUAGCGAAACAAAUUCGGGAUAAAAAAAUCAUCAUGAGGGAGGAGACGCGAGUAAUGAAGGCUUCCACGAAGCCAGUUAUGCCACGUACAGCUGCGGCCAAGGUUCGCGAUCGAUCGGUUGCAAAACUGAAGGAACAGAUGGAAGAUUUGGGUGUAGAUAUGGAAGAUACUGAAAAUGCACAUUUCAAACGAACAAGAGCACGAUCCAGAUCGCGUUCAGAACCCGCUAGAAAACGUAUGCGUUUGGAAUCAGUGUCACAGUCGCGUGCGCGUAGUAUGUCAAGACCACCACGGGAUGAAAUGGGUGUUAAAGAUGUGACGAUGAAGACAAAACUGAAGAAUAUAGCACACAAAGCGUUAAAGAAAAAGAUAGCCAAGAAAGGUCUUAAAGGCGAAGCUGAUCGUUUCAUUGGCAAUAAAAUGCCGAAACACUUAUUUUCUGGUAAAAGAGGAGUCGGCAAAACGGAUAGAAGAUAAAAUUAUAUAUAUAAAUUCUUUUUUUUAUAUUAUAUGAAAGUAUAGAAUACAAUAAAAUAAAAAUAUUUGGAAAAAUAUCUUGGAGCUUGCAAAUGAGAUAAACAGCCCUUAUGCUGAAUGAAAUUAUUGCUAUCUUGAUGAAAUAAUCUUUCAUGCCGAUGGUCAGAUUUCCAUAUUACAUUUAUAAUUAAAAUCGUAACACUUAAUAUGUAAUGUCGAUAGUCCUACAAUUUUAAUUUUGAAU